Messenger RNA from Pediculus humanus corporis (human body louse), 789 nucleotides. RefSeq lists its product as uncharacterized. The record is from RefSeq and is a predicted model, not a curated record. The transcript has 4 exons. Lineage: Eukaryota; Metazoa; Arthropoda; Insecta; Psocodea; Pediculidae. Gene Ontology annotation, cellular component: membrane. The coding region runs from base 1 to 789 and encodes 262 amino acids.
AUGAGUAACAAUAAUAUUCCAAAUCCUGGACAAAAUGAUGUUUCACAAGAGCUUCACUGUGGUAAAGAUGCUCUGACUGAUUCUUUAGGAUGGUUCCUUCAAAUCCUAUUGGCAACUUUAGCUUUUACCUGCUUAAUUUUAAAAAGAUUUUGUGAACCAAAGUAUGUAAGAAGACCAUGGUUAAUAUGGUUUUAUGACACAUCAAAACAGGGUCUUGGGGCUCUUUUUAUUCAUUUAGCAAAUAUAUACUUAGCUAGUCAAUUUCAAGGUGAUCCCUUUGGGUUACUAAUUAUAUAUGUUGGUAUAAGACUGUCACAGUAUUUUGCCAAAACUAAAAAUUGGGAGGCGAUAAAUUUUGGUGAAUAUGGAAAACCGCCAUCGGUAAAUGCAUGGUUGACACAAUGCGGUCUUUAUGUUUUACUCAUGGUAGUCGUUAAAAUAUGUAUUACAUUAUUGAUUCAAUUUGAUUUUUGGGAUCAAGUAAGAGACUUUGUUUUAUCACCAUUUACAAAUCCUAAAAUUGAAUUAGCAGUCGUUUUAUUAAUAAUACCAUUUUUUGUUAAUGCAUUAAUGUUUUGGGUAACUGAUAACUUUUUAAUGAGAAAAACAUUAAAAAAAUAUGAAAAAGAAUCUGGAUUGUUGAAAAAAGUCAAAGUUAAAUAUCAAAGAAUUAAAAAUCAAAGACUUUUACAUGAUGAAUUUGAAGAAUUGGUGUCUGCAGAUGAAGAAUUGAUAGGUACAGAAGGACAUUCUAGAAUAAUAAGAUCAAAUGGCGCCACAGUAACAUGA